AUGACCUUCCGGAUGUUCCCAUUGUUCUAUUUGGUGGCGUUGAUGACAUCAUCGUAUGCUGAUAAGUGUCCUCAACCGUGUGAAUGUGACCACGAUCUGACUUUUGUGUAUUGUUACGGAGGUGGGCUGAAUACGACACACUUCUACAGGAUCAUUCAACUGCUGCCUUCAAAUGUCAUCGAAUUGCAUAUCCAAGCGCCGGAGGAUAAACCCAAUCACUUCAAAUGGAAUGACAAUCUCAACCGUCUUACAAAACUCGAAAGGAUAUCUUUUAUCAAUUGCAAUAUCCCGGCAAUUAGUCAGCGAGUGAGGAUUAAGUCUCUGAAAUCCCUGAAUCUCCAGCACAACUACAUCGACUCUCUCCAGAUGGAUUCCUUCAACGGAUUGCCCAACCUAGAGCACCUUGAUUUGUCUUAUAAUCAUAUCUCAGUUGUGCCGUCAGGGUCGUUUAUCUACCUCAGAUCUCUGAAAUCCUUAUCGCUUUCCCAUAAUUACAUCAAAGAACUCCCAUCCAAUCUGUUCUAUGGCCCUCAACGACUUCAACAGCUCCAAUUUGAUGGACUAAAAAUUUCAGUGGACCAACUCAAUCCCCUUCUUGACAACCUGCCGUAUUUAGAACGCUUGGAAAUUAAUCACUGCAAUCUUGGAGAUUCAGCCAUCUCCGGGGUCUGGCUCCAUAAAGUACCCAAACUGAGUCGACUAGGAAUCGGAGGGAAUAAUCUGACUGUAAUCCCAAGCCAUAAAUUAAGAGAAUUACCUCAUCUACAGACAGUAGACCUCUCCAACAAUAAGAUCAGAAAGAUUCCUCCCUGCUCUUUCUGCUCUUGCAAUAUCACCACAAUCUUCCUUGGCCACAAUCUGUUAGGCAUCGAUGAAAAUAGUCUCACGAUCGAAUCGUUUGCCGAUGUUAAUGUAGAGAAGUUGGAGCUUUCAUUCAACUUCUUCGACAACUUCAAUUCCAAGUUAUUAUGGAAAGCUAAACACAGUAUAAGAAGUCUGGAUCUGUCUGGAAAUACAUUGACGCGCCCCAGAAAGACAUUAAUCCAGGAUCUUCCUAAUCUCUCUUCACUACAUUUGGCCAGCAAUCACAUGGAAGAGCUCCCAAACACAUGGCCCAUCGAAUAUUCAUCCCUCGCCUUCCUAAACCUCAGCUCAAACCACAUAAAAGUAAUACCUAGCACCUUCGUGGACUCCCUACCAUUUCUCAAAAUCCUCGACAUAUCCCAGAAUGAGAUAAGGUAAGUACAACUUUAAACCUGCCUAAAAAUCAAUUUCAGGUACAUCGAUGAUCACAUAAUCGACUUCCUCACAGAGACCACAGAACGGGUUUACAUGUAUAGAAACCCUUGGGACUGUAGAUGUGCUCAUGGAGGAGUUCAAAAAUACUUGAAACACCGCAAACAGAUCCUGCCUUUCAGCGAACCUGUCACCUGUGAGACGCCGUUUGAACUGAAGGGCAUUCCAGUCAGGAAGGUUAGCAAAAUAAAUGAAUGUAAUCUAAUCUUUGGAGGCUCCUAUCAACUAUCUCAGGUAACAAAGACACCAAUUCAACUAAACAUUUGCAGAUGAGUGAACUUGGAAUCCUUCUGAGCGCCGUCAUCGGACUCGCUACACUGAUCAGUGGCUUCAUGUUUGUAGCUAUGGCAAUCAGACGUCGGAAAUACCGACUGAAGAAGCCCAACUAUAACCAUUCAGAAGUCCGCUCUCCUUUCCCUAUGGACACGAUCACAUCACCUCUAAAAACCCGGUUCAAAGACGAGGAAAUUCCUGAUCUCCCACCUCCACUCCAGCCUCUCACUACAUUCGGACAUGUAUAA
Molecule: messenger RNA, 1817 nt
Organism: Bursaphelenchus xylophilus (pine wood nematode)
Lineage: Eukaryota; Metazoa; Nematoda; Chromadorea; Rhabditida; Aphelenchoididae
Source: the annotation of a GenBank genome assembly